Drosophila mojavensis is the source of this 825-nucleotide messenger RNA. RefSeq lists its product as uncharacterized. Bases 80 to 643 code for a protein of 187 amino acids. NCBI's taxonomy places the organism in Eukaryota, Metazoa, Arthropoda, Insecta, Diptera, Drosophilidae. The transcript has a single exon. The record is from RefSeq and is a predicted model, not a curated record.
UUAUAGCACACAGAUCUUAUUUAGUUCUUUGUUUCUAGUUUCUAGUUUUUUGUUAUUUCUGUUUUUUUGUUUUUCGUUGAUGGAUAAUGUGGUAACACCGCCAUAUGGUAAAGAGGUGUUGGUUGGCAAUUGGGUGGAUCGUCGCUAUACGUUCGAUGAGAAGAGCAAUGGCAUACUGCCCGGUCUCAGCGCUCUUGAGGGCUGUGAAAAGCAUCUGUCGAUCAGCCAGGAGUCGUACACGGAUGCAGCACAGAGGAACGGGGAUAGAAUGAUCUCCUUCGGAGAGGUGCGAAGGUCACGCAUGCGCAACUUCUUCGCGGGCACCACGUCCAAUGUCAUCUUCAUAGACGAUCUAACAAUGAAUGACAAUUUCACAACUACAAACACCUUGUUCUACGAGCUGCUUCCCAAGCUCAGCCAGCAGCAGCAGCAGCACGCCAAGAGCAAAUCGGAGUCCUCUGGCAUACCCGAGCAUCAGCAUCAGCUAAACAUGCUGUUGAGCUAUGGCAAUCUGACCAAGACCGUAGGUAUUACAAAGAAUGCUCAAAUUGACAGACGCCUCGAGAAAGCGCUGCGUAUGCGAUCCAUAUACGACACAUCCUAUAAUCACUACCCAAAGACCAGGACGGAUUUCCGUACAUAAUAGUAAAGAGUAGAACAGACUACAUACUGAGGCUGUAUCAGAAAGUAAACAAGUUGAAGCUAAUAAUAAAACGGAGCUGGGAACACAGCAAAAUAGGUGUGAGGCUAGGCCAAGCGAGUGCUUAUGCUUCGCAUCUAGCUCCACAGCUGUCUUGUUGAGUUCAAAGUUCAUGUGAAAUAUAA